Musca domestica (house fly) is the source of this 2491-nucleotide messenger RNA. RefSeq names its product myb-like protein X. The coding region runs from base 206 to 2317 and encodes 703 amino acids. Gene Ontology annotation, cellular component: U2-type spliceosomal complex; U2 snRNP. The record is from RefSeq and is a predicted model, not a curated record. The transcript has 7 exons. Gene Ontology annotation, biological process: mRNA splicing, via spliceosome. Gene Ontology annotation, molecular function: RNA binding. Lineage: Eukaryota; Metazoa; Arthropoda; Insecta; Diptera; Muscidae.
GGAGUAUGGUAACCCUGUUUGUUUGUUUCUUGUUUUGUUUUGCCCGGUGGAAAGAUUGAUUUUUGUGUUUUCUACAUAUUUAUUAAAUUUUUAUAUAGCAUCGCGUAAAAAUAAUCCAUCAAAAGUGAAGUGAAACCAUUGAGAAAUAAGAUUAUUCAAUUUAAGUUCGAACUACCCGGGAAAAACUUACAGUUAAAAUUUUACGAUGAGCGAUAGCCAACAGGACGAACCGUCCGACAUUGAUGCAACGGAAACAGAAAAAAAGGAACAAAGUGCUUGCACAAAAGAUAACACAAUAAGUGGCAAUACAAAGGUCGAAAGUGUAGAUAGUGAAAGUGAAAACGUUAAUUUGGAAAAUGAAAAGUCAAUUUCGUCGAAAGUGGAUAAUCGUGAAAGUGUAACGGAAACGGGAGAUGUGAAAGACGCCGGACAUGAAUCAACAUCGAAAGAAAACGAUUGUGAUAACAAAGAAGAAUUAAGCGAAUCGAACAGGUCUGAAAAUAGUAAAAUAUUAGAAGUAGGAGAAACUACCAACAGGGAAGUGGUAUCAGAAAAUACUCAGGAUAGUUCCAAUGAAAAAUCAAAUGCAAUAACCGAUUGUGAUGAGGUCUCAGAGGCAGAUGAUAGUAAAGAAGAAGCCUCACACUCACAAUCAGGAUCGACAAGAAGUUCUAAAGAAAAUGAAAAUAAUGAAAAUAAAUCAUCCGAAGAAAUUUCAAUUCCAAAAAGUUCCCUUGAAGAGGAAAAUAAAUCUUCUAAAACUGCAUGUGAUUCCACAAAAAGUUCUUCGGAGAGUAAACCUGCCGUAACCACAGAUGACUCUUCAGAUAAACCCUCAAAAGAUGAUCAUGCUGAGCAUGUGACCUACACUGAAGAUGGUAAUGCCAUAUAUACCGAUCCUGCAACAAAAUACCAAUACAAAUGGUGUACAAAAGCCAACAAUUGGGUACCCUUGGAAACACAAACUACCUCAUCCACAGCUAGCACAAAUCCCUAUGAAAAUGAGCACUACAAAUGGUGUCAAGAGACCCAAAAAUGGAUACCAAAACAAACGCAAGUAACCGAAACGGAACACUACAAAUGGGAUAGUGAAAAACAGCAAUGGAUAGCCAAGACACAGAUCCAAACCCAAAGUAAAGAUCAAAGUCAGCCAACAAAGGAAAUUGUAUAUGACAUUGAUGAGAAUGGUCAACGUAUAUAUACGGAUAGUGAUGGCACCGUUUACUUUUGGGAUGUGGAUAAAAAUGCUUGGUUCCCGAAAAUCGAUGAAGAUUUUAUGGCACGCUAUCAAAUGAGUUAUGGUUUCAUUGACAAUACCACCCAGGCAGAAAAUGAAAAGAAAGAACAGGAAAUAAAGGCUGCCGAACUCAAGGAAAAAGAAUUACAGCAAAUGACAGAAGAAGCAAAGAAAAGUAAUGAGGAGGCCGCCAAGGGUACAACAAAACGCAAAGCACAAGAACCACCAAAAUGGUUUGAAAUUGAUCCUGAACACAACACCAAAGUUUAUGUUUCAAAUUUACCCUUGGACAUAACCCUGGAUGAAUUUGCCGAGGUUAUGGGUAAAUGUGGCAUGAUUAUGCGUGAUCCCCAGACAAAUAAAUUGAAAUUGAAACUUUAUUCUGAGGCUGAUGGCCAGCUGAAGGGUGAUGGCUUGUGUGAUUACAUUAAGGUGGAAUCAGUGCAUUUGGCUCUAAAAAUACUCGAUGAAUAUAAUUUAAGGGGUAAUAAAAUCCGUGUACAGCGGGCCCAAUUUCAAAUGAGAGGUGAAUACAAUCCAGCGCUUAAACCGAAACGGAAAAAGAAAGACAAAGAGAAAUUGGCCAAAAUCAAAGAAAAACUUUUCGAUUGGCGACCGGAGAAGAUGCGCGGUGAACGUUUUAAACACGAGAAAAGUGUUAUCAUCAAGAAUCUUUUCCAUCCGGAUCUCUUUGAGAAGGAAGUACAACUUAUAUUGGACUAUCAAAAUGAUUUGAGAGAGGAGUGUAGUAAAUGUGGCACAGUACGCAAGGUUAUAAUCUAUGAUCGCCAUUCGGAAGGUGUUGCACAAAUUAAUAUGUCCACACCCGAGGAAGCUGAUUUGGUGAUACAAAUGAUGCAUGGCCGAUUUUUUGGUAAACGCCAACUGACAGCCGAACAUUGGGAUGGUAAAACUAAAUAUAAAAUUGAAGAAACCGAAGAAGAAAUUCAAAAGCGACUUAAUAAAUGGGACAAUUUUUUGGAAACGGAUGAAACAAAAAUAGACAUUGAGGAGAGUUCUAAAAUUUCGGAUAUACCAGAAGAAAAACUAGAAGUUCCAGCGCCAAGUAGUAAUCCAUAACAUGGAUUUGAUUUUAGAUUUCAAUAAUAGGCCGCUUACAUUUACAAUAAUUUGUGCAACAAUUUACGCGUAAUAUUCUAAUUUAAAUCUGCAUAAAUUCAAUUCAAUUAGCUGAAGUGUAUUAAAAUAUAGUUGCAUAUGUUACAAAGAAAUAAAUACCUCUUGAAAUUGGAA